Anoplophora glabripennis (Asian longhorned beetle) is the source of this 1071-nucleotide messenger RNA. Its product is annotated as golgin subfamily A member 6-like protein 22. The coding region runs from base 1 to 1071 and encodes 356 amino acids. The transcript is spliced from 2 exons. The record is from RefSeq and is a predicted model, not a curated record. Lineage: Eukaryota; Metazoa; Arthropoda; Insecta; Coleoptera; Cerambycidae.
AUGAGGUGUUGGUCACUCUUGGUAAUCCUUGGAUGCUACUUUGCCGUCGUAUCCGAAAGUAGUCCUGUUAGUCUCUCGCGUUCGAAGAGGUCCUAUCAUGAGCCUGAAGGAUACUGGAGCAAGAAGCUCACCUGGAAGACGGAUUGGGUCAAGGUCUGGAAGACGGAGAAAAAGCUGAUCUGGAAACCAGACUGGAAGAAGAUCCAGGUCCCCAUCUGGAAGGAAAUCCAGGUUCCCAUCUGGAAGGAGAUCCAAGUUCCAGACUGGAAAAUAAUAAACAAGCCCAUCUGGAAGGAGACCCAAGUCCCCGCCUGGAAGGAAAUCCAAGUCCCGGACUGGAAAGAAGUUCAAGUUCCGGCCUGGAAAGAAAUCCAAGUUCCAGACUGGAAGGAAAUUCAAGUACCGGACUGGAAGGAGAUCCAGGUGCCAGCGUGGAAACAGAUCUGGAAACCGGUGUGGGUCGAGGUCCAGGUACCAGCUUGGAAGGAGAUCCAGGUGCCAGAAUGGAAAAAAUCGUUCGUACCUGAGUGGGUGAAGGAAGGAAUCCACGGAGAGCACUAUUUGGGAAAAGAUCACCACGGCAACGAAUACACUGCGCACGACCUCUGGAAGAAGAAGCUUAUCUGGAAACCUGUUUGGAAGAAGGUGUGGCGAACGGAAAAGAAACAGAUCUGGGUCCCUCAGAAGAAAAUGGAGUGGAAGUCCGAGUGGAAGCAGAUCUGGAAAACGGAAAAGAAACAGAUUUGGCGAACGGAAAAGAAGCAGAUCUGGAGGACAGAAAAGAAACAGAUUUGGAUCCCCAAGAAGGAGCAAAUAUGGAGGACGGAGAAGAAACAGAUCUGGAUUCCUAAGAAGGAACUGAUCUGGAAACAGGAAAAAGUACAGAUCUGGAGGACGGAGAAAGUACAGAAAUGGGUGACAGACAAGAAACUCGUAUGGAAGGACGAGUGGAAGCAGAUAUGGGUACCGGUUUGGAAAACGAUAGAAGUGCCCGCAUGGAAAAAGAUCUCGAAACCUAUAUGGGAAAAAGUGUGGGUGAAAGUUCACCACCAUCACGGGUGGGACAGAUAA